GCAGGGCCGAUUGAGGUGUGUGUGGGGUGAGCGCUGGAGAAAAUAAGCCGGGGGAGAGAGCAGAGAACGGCGAUAUCGCUUGGCGGACAGGUAGAGGAGGAGGCGGGGGGGUGGGGGUUGCAAGGUGAUCGAGUGAGAGAAGACUCACGUGGACAGGGUGGAGUGACUUAGAGAGAGAGAGAGACGUAGGAUAAAUUGAGCAAGAUAGACAGACCGGGCAGGCACGGCAGACAAGGCAGAGAGAUCAGACAAGGCCAACAGGACACAAACGCCGAAUAAGCGAGAAAGACACCGAGCUAACAGACAGACGUGCCAAGUUUCACAGAAAGGAAAGAAAUACGCAGCUGACAGGGGAAACAGAACAGCAAAGACAGAGAGCCACGCUAACAGAGAGACGGGACAGUCUGAGCUCAGACAGACAGAGAGCCCGUGACAGAGUGAAUGAGAGAAAUAAGAAUGGCAUGCUCCUCACUCGGCCUGCUGCUGUUGCUGUUUCUGCGCGGAGUGAUGUCCGUGGAUCAAGUUCCCCUACUCGUCUGGUCUCACGAGCGGCUGGACUGGGGAGGGCACCAGCCACCCAGCGCGGGCCAUGUGGUGGAGGCGUCCGAGUUGUCCGUGUACCUGUCCCACGCCGUCCAGCCCGGCUCCUCCCUCGUCAUCUUCAUGCAGGACAAGCUCAGCGUUGACGACUUCACAAAGUACGGAGCGGUACACGAUGGCGAUAAACACACGGGUGUCUUUAAAAAUGUCAAGGCCCUCUUCGCUCGGGCUGCCUCCAAGCUGUUCCUGCCGGCCGUGGACUGGAAGGCGGCAGGUGCCGUGGUCGAGUUUGCUCGAGAGCAGCUGGGUCCAGAUAGGCGAGAGUUGGACGAGGGUCCGGGGCGCUCUGAAGUGCCCAGCAACCUUGACCCACACCAGCCCAAUCUGGUUGUCUACCGCCUGCCAGCCACCGCCGGUGAUUCUGCAUCGUUGCGACGAGCGGCUAUCGCUGAAAAUGACGAGAUCAUUGGAAAUACGCUGGCUACCCUGAAGUCCAGUGGAAUCAAUUUCACAGCAAUUUACACUGCGCUGAGGCCUUCCAGGGUGGCUGGCAGCUCAGCGUCUCUGGGUAACCCCUCCGACGUGUCGAGGGGACGUAAGCUCCUGGCGGUCGAUUCCACGGUCACGCAGGGCAUCUACAAGCCCCUGGCGUACAGCAGCAACAACGGGAGCUGCAUUCUCUUCUGGGCGUCCAACAUCACCCUGGUGUAUACUGAAGCGGUUGGUGGAAAAGCGGUUCAUGUCGAGCUGGCGGACUUGACUUUCAACAACAGGACCGUUAACCUCAGUGACUCCCAAUGCAGCAGCGAGAACGCCACUCUCUCCUUAACGUAUAACAACGUAUCAACAUUUCCUUACUUGAAGUUGCGGUUCUACAUGACAAACCAGUACUACCAAGUGACAAAGAAGAACUGGUUUUCCGUAACAUCCUUCGAGGUGGAGUACGCGGUCAACCAAACGGCCGUCUUCAACACCACGUACAUCUCGUCGCUCGAGGCUUUCUCCUACCACUGCCAGUUCCUCAGCUCGUCCUCCUACUACGGAGGCUACCUGUACGCCGCGAACCCACUGGCCUCCAUGUGGACCGUCACCUUCCAGGAUUUCCAGAUCCAAGGCUUCAACGUGGGCAACUCGAGCUUCUCUUACGCCAGCGACUGCGCGAGCUUCUUCACGCCGGCCAUCUGGAUGUUCCUCGUGUCCAGCACGGUGCUCGUCCUCAUCCUCACCUACGGCGUGCAGAAGAUCCUCGCCAUCACCACGCUCGACCGCUUUGACGACCCCAAGGGGCCCGCGCUCGCCAUUUCCCAGAGCGAUUGAUGUAAUGGCCACCGUGAUUGGUCGGUAACACCGGCAGCAUGGUCCAGGAGCCAUUAUCUCUCUCUCUCUGCUUAUUGUCAUCGUGGUUUGCUGGGCACAUGCCCAAAAUGCCCAAAAUGCACAGGUGGAGUUUGGUCGCUAUAUUUGGUGGGGUGGGGGGGGCGCAGGGGUUCGCUUUGUCCCUCACGUUAGGAAUCACGGGUGCAUACAAUUAAUUUAUUUUUUUAUCUUAAUUUUAAACUACUGAAAAUAAAUUCAUAAAGGUGUCCAGUUUUGGGCAGGGCAUUGCCCCCCCCUCCACCACCAUGUGCCCCCCCCCCCCAAACUCCACCAAUGCCAAAAUGCUGGACAACCAGCAACAAACAGCACUGCUGAAGGUUUAAUAGAUAAAAAGUUAAUGUUUAUUUAAAUUGAUCUCAAGGUUGUAAGAACUUUUCAAAGGAGACAAUGGGAGGGCAGCUCAAAGUCGAGUAGCGCGGGGAACAAAUCCGUGAGAGAAGGGCAUUACCGGUCAAUCCCUUAUCAGUGCCCUACAUUAUUACAGACCAAUUCAGACCGUAUUGGUCACCCCGUACCGUUAUACAUCUCAACGUUCAUCCUACAAAAUCCCAUCACAAGGGAGAAACACAAACAAAUAGACGAAAACUAUUUUUGCCCGUGUUGAAACGGCUGUACGCCGUAUGGGCCUGAAAACUCAAUCUCCCUGUACAAGAAUACGGGGUAAACCGUAUGGGUUGACAGCUAUGGAAGUGUUGUGGCCUCGCAGUGUGGUGGUAAUGCCGCUUUUGUCGUGGGAAGCAGCCAAGCGUGGGUGGAGGGUGGCAGAUCUGCAAUGAAAUUGAAUUGAAUUUUGAUGUAAAGCUUUCGUGACUGCAGGGAUUCAUAUUCUUGGUUCUUUCGGUAAAGUCACCACGUAGAAGGGAAACAAUAAAAUAAUAAAAAUAUAAAACAAUUAAAUUCUCACGACGUUUCGACUGCAACACAAGCAAUCAUCAUCAGGUGUGAAAAUCAAUUCAAUAGGAAUUGAAUUGGUCAAACGACCCAAUAUGGAGCCAUCUUGAAAAAAAGAGUCUGGAGACUCUCUAUGGAUCUUACCGGUUUCAGGACAUUUAUUAUUGCGAUUAUUAAACACACAAUAAACGAGUCUCCCACACGUAUGCGUUGUGCAAGAAUUGUUCUUGAUUUGUAAUAAUUAAUUAUAUAUUUACUGGUGGAACCAUACCAAUUUAGCAGCUGUUCCUUUGUUAAAUAUUACGUGUGAAAUUACUAAUUGUGAAAUUUCAGUUUGAACUUUACCAUCGUAUUAUUUGGUUAUCAUGCUAUUAAUGUGUUUACAUGUGUUUUGCCGUUUGGCAUGGUUGGCUACGCAUGGUGCGAAAGAAGUUCAACGUACAUUCUGCUUAUAACUUGAAAAGCAAAACGAUGCAUCAAAAAUCUGCACACAAAAAACCGAAACAAAAAUCCCUCUUCCCAAAAUGCAUUUUGUUUUAUUUUGACGGGGUAACCUGACCUGGAGAGUGGGGACAGACACGUUCUCACUUUGACAAGCUGGCAAUUUUGAACUCGAGAACACAUCCCGUAUUUUCCGGGUAAGUAGGAUGCGCCACAACUCUCCGUGUCAUUUUGAAAACACAGUGAAGUGCUUUUUUAUUACCGGGAGAAUGCGGUACGUCUUCCGCAUGACCAUUACGAACGUGGUCCUUUAAAAUGGGGAGCCGUGUCUUCUAGAAUAUCAUACAGAAUGGCUGGUGAUGGUCUUCGGUCUACUGAACUGUAAUGUAUUGCUUUGGAUAAUCGUCUUGUGGAAGAAUUAUCUUCUCUAAGAUGAUUCUCAACAAUGUAAUAAAAACAUUUUCCGGAUUGCAAGACACAUACCCCCAACUGUUGCUUUAACAUACACGGGGAAAAUUGUGCAUCAUUAUAAUCUGGAGAAAACAGCAGUUAUGGUCGAACGAGAAUGAUGCCUUUUGUACUUGGAAGCCUUCCCGUGUACACAGCCACGCUGGACAGAUGGCACCAAAUGCCGUGCUGAAGAUCGUUUGAUUGUAAUUGAACAUCGGUCAAGGCGUGCGUGAGUGUAACGGCAAUAACGGUGUUGUGUUCCUUCUUUGAGGGGGGUGUAACUAUACCAUUGGUUGGAGGAUGCAGAUGUGCGGGGCAAAACAAUUUUGCUGAUAUUUCUUGUGUUACUUGCAAGGGCAAAUUAUUUAUUGACGUGGUGUGCAUCAAAUUCGCACUCGCAAUUACCACAAGCAUUUCACAAACGUCAUUGACAACUGCUUUGGAAAUCAGUAGGCGCUGAAACAUAAAUGUACGAGUUUAACACGUAGGCUUUCGCGACCAAUAUCAUCCAUAAUACAGGUUUUUUUUGGGUUAGAUCGCGUAAAUAUAUAAAUGUGUCGUUAAACCCCCUCCCCCCCACAUCACUCAAGCAUGGCUCCAAAGUGAUGUCAUCACAUCUACCUCUCUAUUUAAGGAACGAAACAGGAUUUCUCCACAUAUCUGUCUGUCGCCUGAUGAAGCUAGUUGUAAUUACUGGCGGAACGUCGUACUCAGAU
Petromyzon marinus (sea lamprey) is the source of this 4415-nucleotide messenger RNA. RefSeq names its product V-type proton ATPase subunit S1-like. The record is from RefSeq and is a predicted model, not a curated record. Gene Ontology annotation, cellular component: proton-transporting V-type ATPase complex. NCBI's taxonomy places the organism in Eukaryota, Metazoa, Chordata, Hyperoartia, Petromyzontiformes, Petromyzontidae. Gene Ontology annotation, molecular function: ATPase activator activity.